AUGGGGCAGCUCCAUGGGAAGGCUUCCUUCGUACAGGCCGGUCUCCCCUUCCUCAACAUCUCGGAGAAGGACGUCAACAAGUGCUGGGAGUCGUUCAACGACGUGGCCGAAGGCUUUGGCAUCAACAAGGCCGAGAUGAUCGACAUCUGCAGCCCGCUCCAAGACACGUUUGAGAUCAAAGCCAAGGCCGAGAUGGAGCGCAUCACAGCGCUGCUCUUCGAGGCCAUGGACACGGACGAGAACGGUCUCGUUGAUGCGCUCGAGUUUCUCGGCGCGCUCGCGCUCCUUAGCGCCAUGACGGUGCCCCAAAAGAUCACAUUCGUGUACAACUGCUACGACUUUAACGAAAGCGGCGAAAUCACCAUCGACGAGCUCACGCUCUCGAUGAAGUCGACGCUCACAGGUCUCUGCAAGCUCUCGAUUGCACGGCCUUGUCCGACCGAGGUCAUGCUCGAAGAGAUUGCCCUCCAGGCUUUUCAAAGCGCCGGAAAACACCCCGACAAGUACAUUACGCUGCCCGAGUUUAUCAAAUAUUGCGAAACCACGCCCGAAGUGAACGGGUGGGUCAACUUUUUCGAUGCGCCGCUCGAGCCCAUGGACUUGUACGAUCUCGGAGACAGCGACAUUGAGACCGAAGUCCAGACGCCACUCUACUCGGUGGACGAGAGCCUCCAGAUCGAUUUGGACACGCCCAACGACGCCGUGUACCAGUACGCGGCAAACGACGAGCCGGCGCUCACGCAGCCGUGGCAAAACACGGUUGCCAACGCUGCGCCAUCGUCCUCUUCAUCGCCCGAUGCAAGCCCGCUUCCGAGCUUGGAGCUCGACUGGAUCUACGGCAUGAAUUCGUCGCUGCGGCAAUGCCUCCAGUACGUUGCCACCAACGAGAUAGUGUACCCGGCCGCCAGUGUCGUCGUCGUGUACGACCACAUUGACCACAAGCAGCGGUAUGCGCAGUACCACUCGGACAUGGUGCUGAGCCUUGCCGUGCACCCGAACAAGCGCAUCAUUGCGUCCGGCGAGCGCGGUCGCCGGCCCCACAUUUGCGUCUGGGAUGCGACGUCGCUGGCCCUUUUGUGCACGAUCCGCAAUUUUCACACGCGUGGCGUCGCGCACCUUGCUUGGAUGCCCGACGAACGGACGCUCUUAUCGAUUGGCCUCGACGAUUUUCAUUCGGUCGCCAUUCACCAAUGGAGUGGCACUGACAUUCGGGGCAUGCCCACACUCCUCCACACGGAGCGCACGUCGCGCUACCAUGUGCUCGCGUUGCACGCCGUGACACCGAAGCUGUUUGUGACCUGCGGCCAGCGCCACGUGACUUUUUGGGCCCAAGAGAGCCUCGAAACAUCACCGGAAAUCGUAUUUACGAGCCGACAAGGGGUGCUCGGGAAGAAGGCGCGCAUGCAGACGCUCAUGAGUGCCACGUCCGUAAGCGAGAAGCUCAUUCUCACGGGCACGGUCCGCGGUGAAAUUUGGCUCUGGGAAGGCCGGAACGUCAUCAAAGUCAUUUACGCCCAUGCGUCGGCGGUCAACGUGCUCUAUGCGUUUGGCGGCGGCGUGCUUUCAGGUGGAAAAGACGGCAAAAUCCGCAUCUGGAGCAAACGCAUGGAGCCCGGUGCGCAGUUUGAUAUCAUGGCGCUCGGGAGCUUUCUCGGACGCAUCCGCAGCCUCGUGACCAAUACGGACGCGACCAAAGUGCUCGUGGCCACGGGCGGCGCCGAGAUUUACGAACUGAGCACAUCGGAUGGCUGCAACUUGCACUACGGCCCCCUUGUCUCGGGCCACUGCGCGCGCAAAUUGUGUGGCCUGGCGACGCACCCGACCAACCACGAGAUGUGCUCGGUGGGCGACGACAAAAGCAUCCGCGUGUGGGAUCUCGUGCACCACCGGAGCCUCCGCCUCGUGAACCUCGAAGCGCCGGCGCGCGCGUGCGUCUACUCACCGGACGCCAAGCUCAUUGCCGUCGGGUAUGGCUCAGAACUUGAGAUUCCCCCGACGCAAAAGCAGCUCAACGGCGCGUUUGCCGUGCUCAACGAGCCCAACUUGGCCGUCAAGUACGAAGGAAAAGACUCGAAAAAGUUCAUUUCGAAUCUCAAGUUUUCGAGUGACGGCACGACGCUCGCUGUGUGUACCGAAAAUGUCAUUUACAUGUACAACACGGACGACUGGGCGGCCAAAACCAUUCGGUUAGGCAAGUGCAAGAGCAAGGACCCGGCCGUCAUUUUCUCACAUUUCGACUUGAGUUCGACCGGCGAGUGGCUUCAAAUGGCCACCAACAAGGGCGAGAUUGUCUACUACGACACCAACUCGAGCGUCGAAAACACUCGACUUGGUGCGCUCAAGGACGUGCAGUGGGCCACGUUCACGUCCAUUUUUGGCUGGCCAGUGCAAGGUGUCUGGCCCUCCAAGAAGAAGAGCUACCACGUCACCGCGCUCAACCGUAGCCACAAGGAGCAGAUUGUCGUCGCCGCGGAUCAGUUUGGUCAUGUACGCGUGUACAAGUACCCGGCGCUGCCGUCGACCAAUCUCGUGUACCACCAGUACAAUGGCCACUGCGGCCGCGUGAGCCACGUUCAAUUUUCCCACGACGACCAGUUUGUCAUUACGAGCGGCGAAGACGAUCGGUGUCUCUUCCAAUGGCGUGUCGAAGCCGAAGUGCAAGACGGAACGCCACCCGAGUUUGAGUACCACGCCAACACGGACGACGAGUUGGAGGUGCCGUGCUCGUUUGAAAGUAGCACGCUGGACACGAUGCCUCGUAGAUGCAAGCUCCAAUCGAGCGGAUCCGACACGAGCACCAAUGCGGCCGAACCGGUCAAGCCUUGGGUCGGGAGUGCGAUUGCGCCAUCGAAUGCGGCACCCGAGCCGGACUCGACGAUGCCAACCGACCACAUGGAGAUGGAGUGGGUGUAUGGGUCUCAGCAACGCCUAGGACGCAUUGUCUACCCGGUCGCCAAGAUCGUCGUGGUAUUCGAAACGAAGAGCUGGUCCCAGCGCCACUUCAAGCAGCACCAAGACGAGGUGGUGUCGAUCGCCAUGCACCCCAACCUGGAAGUGAUUGCGUCUGGCGAAGUGGGCAAGUACCCGUCUAUCCACAUCUGGCACCACCACACGCUGGCGGUGUUCUCAACCCUUCGCGGCGUGCACAAGCGCGGUGUCGUUGAGCUCGCUUUCAAUGUAUCGGGAGCCGUGCUCGCGUCGGCCGGCACGGACGCGGAAAACACUAUUCUUUUGCACGACUGGGCCAACGGCCAGCUCCUCGCCCAAGUCAAAACGGGCGCCGCCAAGAUCCUCGGCCUCGGGUUCCAGCCCAGCACCAACACGAGUGCGUCCGGUGCCCGCGACGUCUCGUUCUAUCGCGUUGUGGGCAGAAACGUCACGCGCAAGCACGCAGUCUUUGGAAAGCGCGGGUACCUCCAGCCGUUCUUGAGCAUCAUCUUUGUCGGGCCCGACGCGAUCGCAGGCUCGACGAGCGGCGAGCUCUACAAGUUCAAAGGGAUUGAACUCGUGACCAUCGUGCCGGCCCACACCCGGAGCGUAGCCGCACUCUACGCGUGUACGAAUGGCUCGGUCUGCAGCGGCGGUCGUGACGGUCUCAUCAAGAUCUGGACCUCGGAGCUCGAGUGCUUGAACCAGUUCAACGUGUGCAACCAACAACCGAUCCGGUCACUGCUCUGGCAUACGGAGCGCCAAACACUGCUCGUUGGGACGCGGGAUAGCUGCGUGUACGAGAUCAAUGCGAGCGACGGUACCAUCAUGACGACCGUCAUGGACAUGCACUACCAGGGCCAGAUCCAAGGCCUGACCGUGUCGCCGACCAAGGACAAGGCCGUCACGACCGGCGACGACGGCACGCUCCGCGUCUGGGACACGUACAAGCACAAGUGCAUCCUCAAAUUUGCACUCGAUACGUCGUCGCGCGCGGUCGCGUACGCCCCCGAAGGCGCGUACUUGGCCGUCGGACUUGGCGGCGACCCGAAAAAGAACCGACACAAGAAGGACGGAACGCUUCUCAUUUACGAGGAAAAGCUCAACGACGGCGUCCUGAACAUCUUGCACGAAACCCGCGACACCAAGCAGCCAAUCUCCGUCAUUCGGUACUCCCCCGAUGGCGUCUCGCUGGUCGUCGGCGCCCAAGAUAACAUCAUUUACGUCUAUGAUGUACCCAACGAGUAUGCCAAGCGCGCGACCUUUAACAAGCACAAGAGCUUUAUCACGCACGUCGAUAUUUCGACCGACGCGCAGUACUUGCGUAGCAACUGUGGUGGCUACGAGCUCCUCUUUGCCGACUUGACGACGGGGUCCCAUGUUGCCAGUGCGACAGCGCUCAAGAACCAAACGUGGCACACGUGUUCGACUAUCUUCAACUGGUCCAACCAGGGCGCAUGGCCACCAAGUGCCAAGAAGACGAGCGUCUCGGCUAGCACGACCAAUGGAUCGUCCCUCGUCGUUGGCGACACCCAAGGCGCGCUCAAGCUCUUUCGAUUUCCUUGCGUCCGGGACGGCCUCCCGUCCAAAUCGUUUUUCGGGCACGCGGGAUCAAUCCAAGCCCUCUCGUUCACGCAGAACAAGAGCCAUCUGCUCUCUGUCGGACUCAAUGACCAUGCGGUCAUGCAGUGGAAGGCGUACUCGAUCGAGCUACCAGAGCCCGAUAAGGCCAACAGGGCCAAGGUCGUGGAUGCCGACACGGACCUCGAAACCGAGGGCUGGUUCCUCCCGACACCACUGAGCGUCAAGCCCUUUGCAGGCACCAAGCCGUACCUGACGGGGCUUGUGCCACCGACCACAGCUCCGGACGAGCCCACAGCGCCGAGCCUCAGCUUUGAGCUCGAUUUUGUCUACGGCGCGCGGCUCCAAGACAUGCGCAAUCUCGCGCAGUACUCGAAAGCCAAGCGCAUUGUGAACGCGUCCGGUCGCGUCGGCAUCAGCUACGACCGGAAGCGCCACUCGCAGGCCUUUUACACGAGCCAUGCGUCACCCAUCAUUUCGAUGGCCAUGUCCCCGGACGGCCUCGUCGUCGCGACGGGUGAAGAGAUCAUGACGGUCACCACAGCGCUCGAGUUGCCGCGCAUUCACGUGUGGGAUCCCACGGCGUGUACGCCGAUUGCGGUGUUGCCGGCGUGUCAUACCAAAGCCAUCGUGUACUUGACGUUCAAUGAGACCGCGACGCGGCUCGUGAGCGUCGGCAAGGACACGUACCACUCGCUCGUCGUCUACGGCUCGGCGUCAGGGCUUUGGCACGACGCCCGCAUUCUUGCAUCGGCCCGCACGUCCCACUUGCCGACGCGGUUCGUCACCUGUCUGCCGUACAUGCAGAGCAUGUUUGACGUGGUCUCGGGCGGCGUCGACCAUAUUUUCUUUUGGCGCCUUGAUCCCCCGAGCUUGCACCCGACAAUGGGCACGUUUGGCACCCAAGCCCAGAUCCAAACACUGACGUGCGGUGGGGCGCUGGACAAGGGCACCAUUGUCACGGGGACGCGGACAGGGCACUUGUACCUCUGGGAUUGCAAUACGUCGGUCGUCGAGCGGUCCGUGCCGGCCCACAACAGCACCGUCAACAGCCUCUUUGUGACAAAAGAAGGCGUCGUGUCCGGUAGCGCCGACGGGCACGUCAAAGUCUGGAACCGACUUUUGAACCCUGUCUGGGACUUUGACUUGUGCCAAGCCAAGCCUGCGUGCAGCAGCCCAAUUAUUCGCAGUGUCGCAUGGGACCUCGCCGAGAGUCGCUUCCUCGUGGGCACCCGCGGUGGCGAAAUCUACGAGCUCAGUCAAGCCAGCGGCGACACCAACUUGGUGCUCGAGUCCCACUACGAGCAUGGCCUCUUUGGCCUGGCAGCCCACCCGACUUUACCUCACAUCGUCGCAACGGGCGGCGAAGACUGCACCUUGCGGGUCUGGAACAGCACCCAGCACGAACUCAUCGGCAAGGUUGUCAUGGAUACGCCCAUCAAGGCUGUGACAUUCUCGGCCGACGGCAAGUCGAUUGCGAUCGGUCUCGGAAGCGCGUCGCAGGCCUCCGGGCAACUCAAGGAAGGCGCGUUUGCAGUGCUCGAUGCGACGACGCUUGAGAUCCUCCACGAAGGUCGAGACUCCAAGCAGAGCAUUAGCGACAUCAAGUUCUCGCCCGACGGUACACUUCUUGCGAUCGGCUCGCACGACAACACCAUCUACCUCCACGGGGUCAUGGACAACUACGCACUGCGCUCCAAAUGCACCAAGAGCACGGGACACAUAACGCACCUCGACUUUUCCAAAGACAGUCGGUAUUUGCGCGCCAACAGCGACGCGUUCGAGCUGCUUUACGGUACGAAGCGCUCCACAUCUAGAGUCGAAUGGGACCUUGAUGCUAGUCAAUGCGUUUGAUGGCGCUUGGAUCUCGAGCCCGUCGUCGCUUCGAGACGUCGACUGGGCCACGCACACAUGUGUGCUCUCGUGGGCGGCGCAAGGUCUCUGGGGCGACUCGCAAGACUACAUUCACGCCAUCGGCGUGGCGCCCGACGCCAAGAUGAUGGUCAGUGGCAACGACCGCGGCGAGCUCUCGCUGCACUCGUUUCCAUGCUUGUCCAAAAACAUGGCGUAUGGCGCCCUCAUGGGCCAUGGCGGCCAAAUCACGGGCGUCCUUUUCAACGCCGAUGGCACCAAGUUGUACUCGAUCGGCGGCGUCGACCGCAGCCUCUUCCAGUGGACCGUCACGCCCACGGAAGCGUCGUAAGACCUCUGCGAGCACUCGCUGCUUCUGCAUGAUACAUGAAACAAGCUUCCUGCCAACAAGACAUUGCUUUGAUAUGUCAACCUCGAGC
Saprolegnia diclina VS20 is the source of this 6800-nucleotide messenger RNA. RefSeq lists its product as hypothetical. NCBI's taxonomy places the organism in Eukaryota, Oomycota, Saprolegniomycetes, Saprolegniales, Saprolegniaceae. The record is from RefSeq and is a predicted model, not a curated record. Gene Ontology annotation, molecular function: microtubule binding; calcium ion binding. The transcript has 43 exons. The coding region runs from base 1 to 6363 and encodes 2120 amino acids.